AUGUUCACAGCUACAAUGCCGGGGUCAGCGCGUUUGAGAAGGGUGGGCAGUGGCAGCAAGCUCUGUCGCUGCUUGGCGAGAUGCGGGAGUCGCAGGUGGAGCCCAAUGCCAUCUCUCUACAACGCUGGGAUCAGCGCUUGCGAGAACGGGCGGCAGUGGCAGCGGGCCCUGUCGCUGCUCAGCGAGAUGUUGGGGUCGAAGUUGGAGCCCACUGUCAUCAGCUACACCGCUGGGAUCAGAGCUUGCGAGAAAAGUCAGCAGUGGCAGCGGGCCCUGUUGCUGCUCAGCGAGAUGUUGGGGUCGAAGUUGGAGCCAGAUGUCAUCAGCUACAACGCUGGGAUCAGCGCUUGCGAGAAAAGUCAGCAGUGGCAGCGGGCCCUGUUGCUGUUCAGCGAGAUGUUGGGGUCGAAGUUGGAGCCCGAUAUGUUGGGGUCGAAGUUGGAGCCCGAUGUCAUCAGCUACAACGCUGGGAUCAGCGCUUGCGAGAAAAGUCAGCAGUGGCAGCGGGCCCUGUCGCUGCUCAGCGAGAUGUUGGGGUCGAAGUUGGAGCCCGAUGUCAUCAGCUACACCGCUGGGAUCAGCGCUUGCGAGAAAGGGCGGCAGUGGCAGCGGGCCCUGUUGCUGUUCAGCGAGAUGUUGGGAUCGAAGUUGGAGCCAGAUGUCAUCAGCUACAACGCUGGGAUCAGCGCUUGCGAGAAAACCCGAUGUCAUCAGCUACAACGCUGGGAUCGGCGCGUGCAGUAA
This is a messenger RNA of Prorocentrum cordatum, 744 nucleotides long. Lineage: Eukaryota; Dinophyceae; Prorocentrales; Prorocentraceae. The record is from the annotation of a GenBank genome assembly.